UCUGGCAACCGGGCCAAUCAGCUCCAUUCGUUUCUUCCUUAUUGACAAUCUGAAAACAUCUGAUCUGACAGAACCAGGACGUUGCGGAAAUCACCAAAUUUUAUUGUGAUUGCUCUAGUCACUGACAAAAAUAUUCCUGACUCAUUCGAGGACCCCGGACCAUCUUUAUAGGACCUAGAUCCAUCUCAUCGCACGUUUCAUACCAUAAUGUUGACAUUAUUAGAUAGUUUUUUAAUUUUACUUUCUAGGAACUGAAGAGGGGGUGCAAGUUGCCAUGAGACGAAAGCAACAGUCUGAACAGAGGGCUGGAUUCUCUGAACACCGUCAGAAUCAGAUUUCUCGUUUUGAUAGCCCAAAUCAUGAAAUGUGCCGUCUUUGUGGUGUGGAGAAUCAUAACUAUUUAGACAUUUUUGGGGAUCAUGGAAUCAAACGAAACCUUCCCUUUCUCGUCAAGAACUACCUUAGUAUAACUGUAUUUGAGGAUGACAAGUUUUCCAGAUUAAUGUGCACAAAAUGUUGUUGUCAUCUAGAGACGUUCCACCAAUUUUUUAAGUGCGUCAAAGAAGUGCAGAGGAAACUAGAUGAGCAAAAGUGUUGCAUAAAUGAUUUUUCAGCACCUAAGAUUGAAACUAGGGUUUCUGGUUCUGACCAAGACGAGAGAGUUGACAAUUCAGUAGAAGCAAAACAUCUUGGACCAAUAAAUAUGCAAGAAAGAGAUGCCAUCGCCCUUGGAAUAUUAAAUAAUAUUUCCAUAGACUCCUCUUCUGAUGAAUAUGAUGAGGCAGAUGGACCGGUUAAAAUCAAGGUUGAAGGCAAAGAGUCUGAAGAAGAAUGUGAUGAUGACCAGGCAAACACAACAAGCGAAGAUGAAGAUGCCGAUGGGACGUCGACAUCAAAGCGCCCUGAGUUCAAAGAGCAAGAGCGAGAUUUAGCCGAAUUUUUCAAAAUAGUCUGCCACGAAUGCGGGACAAAAUUCCACUCUUUGUCUUUGCUGACCACUCAUUGCAAAAAAGCGCAUGACUCCAUUCCUAAGAUUUAUUGUCACUGUGGGAAAUCGUUUGAACGACGCACUCAUUUGAUAAGACAUAGGAAUCAACACCUUGGAGUCCACCGAUACAAGUGUGAAAUGUGCCAACGUGGUUUUCACUAUAAAUUCAUGCUUCGGUCGCACAUGUACACUCAUGGACCAGACAGUGACAAGCCCUUUGAGUGCGAUGAGUGCCGCAAGAGGUACAUCACCAAGUCCGCCUUGGUGAGCCACAAAGUGUCAAAGCAUGCGCCACCGAAAGCUAGAGUAACAUGCGAAAUCUGCGGCAACACGUUCAGUCACCCCAACUGCUUAUACACUCACAAAAGAACAGUGCACGGGGACCAAAGGCAUUUUGUCUGUCACGUCUGCGGCAAAACGAUGUCCACGUUGGGAAAUCUUAAGGGCCAUCUGGAGACUCACAAGGAAUCUUGCAAUAUCCAGUGUGAAUUUUGUGGCAAAAGGUUUAAAACGAGAAUGCGCUUGGUCCGCCACAUGGAAUACCACAACGCGGUCGUUCAUGAAUGCUCAAUUUGCAGGAAAAAGUACCAAACUCGAGGGUCACUUAGGGCUCAUUUACUAGUUCACAGUGAUCAACGACCUCACAAAUGCAACUUGUGUGAAAAGUCUUUCAAGCGGAGCAAGCAACUCAAACUUCACGUAUACCAACACACAGGAGAGCGUCCCUACAAGUGUCCUUUUUGUCCAAAAACCUUCACCAACGCAGGCAACAGGGCCACUCACAAGAGACGAAUGCAUGCUAAGGAAACGCAUCAAGGCCAGGCUGCAGAGGGAGGCACAGAUGUGAUUCUCCAAGAAAACGAGACUGCCAUGAUAAACAUGGGAGAUCAGGGACAUUUGCAGACUAUGACCGCCGCACUGAACCAUCCAUCAAUGGUCAUGGGAGGCCUGCUAAUUCCGGCAAAUCUACAGGCACCUUGUUUGGACCCUUCAGAUCUCUUAGUUCAUGCACUCGAGGCGCAAAACUAUUGUCCAACAAUAUGAGCUGAGCAUACCAACCUCUACUGCAAGCAAUCCAAUUCAGCAAAGCUCUUUAAUGUCACAAAAAACGUCAAAUUGUUAUUUGCUCGUUUUUUAUUUUAUUUGUUAACCAAAAUAAAUUAAAAAUCAGAAUAA
Messenger RNA from Cloeon dipterum, 2164 nucleotides. RefSeq names its product zinc finger protein 660-like. Gene Ontology annotation, biological process: regulation of transcription by RNA polymerase II. NCBI's taxonomy places the organism in Eukaryota, Metazoa, Arthropoda, Insecta, Ephemeroptera, Baetidae. The record is from RefSeq and is a predicted model, not a curated record. The transcript has 9 exons. Gene Ontology annotation, molecular function: DNA-binding transcription factor activity, RNA polymerase II-specific; zinc ion binding; RNA polymerase II transcription regulatory region sequence-specific DNA binding. The coding region runs from base 275 to 2032 and encodes 585 amino acids. Gene Ontology annotation, cellular component: nucleus.